AUGAGAAACCAACCGGUUGCUGCUUGCAGAGGGGAUGUUUUAUCUGCAGGUACAGGGCACUCCUGUACAGGCUUUGACGUUUCAGUCCGAUGCGGGCAUGGUGCGAAGACUAAGCCUGACCCCCGCAAAAGAAGAGACCGGCCCGGUGACCCCUGGGCUCAGCACCAAGCUGCUCGCCUGCGAGAACAGACCGCCCGCAGGCUCUGCCCCGGCUCCGGCAGGGGCAACUACAAUCCCAAGGAGGAAUGCUGUACAGAGAGAUCAGUGCUUGCCCAGCCAACAUUUGUUUUUGAAAAGAAGGACCGUCCUUUGAAGCGGCCUGCAGAAGACCCAGUUUGCAAAGCUGAAAAUGAUUUUAAUAGUUGUUCCAGAAAGCGUGGAAGAUCAUCAUCUUUUACUUUCCAGAAGUCUGACUCUCAGUUUAACUCAGAUACAACUCUCACUCAGAAAAGAGAGAGAUCAUCUUCAUUUACCAUCUUUCCUACCUUCCCUCCCUCCCAGCCAGUAAAGAAGAAUAACAUUUUUAUGACCUCAGCUCUUCAAAGAAACCCCAGCUUGAUCAAAAGUGCAAAAGAAGGAUCCUCAUCAGGAAGUCAGAUGCGGAAUGUCAUUAGACCUGCUGUUUUACAACCACCACAAGCCCUGUCCUGUCCUGAAAAUCCUGUAGUAUCUCUAGUGACUAAGAAAAAAGCACACGUUCAGCUAUCUGAAGACAGCUCUUAUUCUUCAACUGAGAAUCUACUAAGUUUCAAAACAGCAGUGAGGUCAUCUAAUACCAUGAAUCCUUCUAGCUCAGAAACAACACAAAGUCAAUUGUUUGAAGACAGAAGUGUACAAACCAGCAGCAAUUCUGAUUUUGUGUUUGGAGAAAACAUGGUUGAGAGAGUUUUGGUAAAAUCUGUAAAUGCUAGCAGACUUUUUAUCAAGAGUCCUGAAAAGCAUCCCAAGCCAUGUAAUAAGGCUGAUUCAUACAAAGGAGAAAUAACAUCCACAUGCAUAGAAUCUUUUAAUCUCAAUCCACAAACAAAAACAGCUUUAUGGAGGAAUGCAACACUAAUUGAAUCAGCAGCUGCUUUUGUUUCCAAGCCAGUUGAGAAAAUUCUGUUAGAUAAAGUUGAAGUUAUAACUGGAGAAGAAGCAGAACACAAUGUCCUACAGAUCAACUGCAAGCUCUUUGUAUUUAAUAAGAUUUCUCUAAUCUGGAUUGAAAGAGGCAGAGGAUCCCUGAGGCUUAAUGACACUUCUAGCAAUAAAUAUGGAAUGCUGCAGUCAAGGCUAAUUAUGCGAAAUCAAGGCAGCUUGAGACUGAUUCUCAACACCCGACUCUGGGAUCAAAUGGUUAUAAAAAGAGCAAACAGAAAGAGCCUGUGCUUCACUGCAACAGACCAAGAGGACCAUUCUGUUCAAGUAUUUCUAAUUCAGGCAAGCUCAAAAGACACUGGAUACCUGUAUGCAGCAAUACAUCACCGCCUUGUGGCAUUGCGAAGCUUUGCUGAGCAAGAGCCAGAUGUUAAUCAAGUAGACACAGAGUCAGAAAUAGCUUUUCACCCAUUAAGCUGUGAUAGCGAUGAUGAAGAUGAUGAAAAAAUAACUCAAGUGAGCAGCAGUGGAUCUGGUAAGCAGAAAUUUUCCUGGGAAAGCUGUAAUCUUUUCAGGGCAUUUUCUUGUAAGAAAUGAAAAUUGUACCUUUUCAUGCUGACUAUAAAUUUAAUCUGUUACAAAUACCCCCUUUCAAGUAGAAGAGGAUAAUUCAUUUUAGUAUUUUGACUUAUUGCUGUGAAAAUGCAAGAUUUUGACAGAUCAAGUAUCUACACAUCUUUAUAGCAGUGGAAUACUCUUUUGACAAAGGCUAGGUGUUCAGAAAUUUUAAUACUGUCAAGCUUUACCUAAAGGUUUCUUCAGUAUAUUUCAGUAGAAAUUACUAGAGAUAUUAAAAUACUGGUUGUUCCUUGAGUAAGUGAAAGUUGAGUGCAUUCACAUCAGCGCUUAGGUAGUUACUAACAGCUUGGAGCAUAAUGUGUUUACUACAGUUUUUUAAUGCAGUGGUUAACUUCAUUUAAAACACUGAUUCUUGAUCAGCUGUAAGAGCUAACUCACUAGGAAAAUUGAAGGUCAAGAUUUACACACCAGUUUUGCCAGCUUUCUUCAGCAUAACAAAAAUUUAGGCUUCUCAAAGGGAAGAAUACAGCUAAAACAAGAUAUAAGGGGCAAGCUGCUGACUUAGUCCCUCUAGAAGCUGUUAAUACAGCUCACAACAAGGCUGGGGUCACAUUUGAAGGAAGCAAGGCAGAAACACCUGUCAGGCUUAAGGUCUCUUCUAUCUUAGCAAGACAAGUUACAUUUCUGGGGCAAAUCCAUAUGCUUGUGCCAGACUGCUACAGCGGAUAUAGGAGUUGCCAAUUACAUGUGAUUUUCUAAUAGAAGAACCGCAGCAGGUAUACUUGAGUUGUUGCUCAUUAGCUUCUCUCUGCAACAUACUGUCCCUAUAUUAUAAACUCUUCCUUUUAACAACAACAAGAAUCAUCAUGUACAGGUAACAGCUAUGAGUGACUGUUUCCUUAAGGAAACAAGUCUUUUUUCUCCUUUAGGCAAAUAGAUUGCAGUUUGUUCCUAUUAUUAAUUUCAGUAGCAUUCAGUGCUCUAAACAAAGCACGAUGCUCUUAUACAUUCUGUUUAGGAAAUGGGAAAAUUGUUAUCUCUGAGAAUUCCCUGGAUUGCUCCCAGAUAAUCAAAUAUUCCCUCUGUAAUUCCUAAAUAGUCUUAUUGACUUUACAGAGUUACUGGUAACUUGAAAACUCUGGGUGGAGCUUGAUUCCUUUCCAGAAUUAUUGAUGAUAAGAACUCUUUGUUCUUUUAGGAAAAAAAAAAAAAAAAAGAGGGGAAAGGGAAUGUCAAAGCAGUGUGGGAGCAUAGAUUUACAAGUUCAACAUUUAUUUUGAUUUGCAGAGACUUCUGAUACAGAUAUUCAGAUGGCAGCCAGCAAACAGAUUCUGAGAUAUGAGUGUCAGGUGCUUUUUUUUCUGCACCUUUUAGUUUAAAUAUCAGUCCUUCAUUUAUGUCCAGUUACUGACAGCAAUACAACAAUCCCUUUCAGGUGCUUUUUUGAUGACUUCUAGCACUUUGUGCUUACCUUAAUUUCUUCAGUUAUUCUCAGAGCCAUGACGUUUUAAUUUUGAAGACAUUUCAUUUACUGGUAUCCAAGUCCCACUUGGGGGAUUCACGUCUUACAUAUGCGUAUCCCUGGAACUCUCAUUUCCAAAACAGGAGGAAAGAUAUACCUCAUGUGUUUUGAACAGACUGAGGUUAAUUUUAAAUAUGAGUAUAGAAAUGUCCAUUUAGAUGCAAGAGAUUAGAUCCUGAAUAUAUAAGAGCAUUUGUUUAAAUCUUUCAUUUUCAUGCUUUCAUUUUCAUGCUUUCAUUUUCAUUGAAGGAUGUGCAUGAAUAAGUCAUCUUCUUUUUAUCAAAUUCAGUUUCAGAGAUUAAUUCUAUUUAAGACUACUAAACUUACUUAACUAAAGUUAAGAAGUGUAAGUUCUCAGUGACUGUUUCAUUACAAGAAACACAAUUAGAAAGUAUGCCUGCAUUUUAUUUUGUUCCAUUCUGUUUUGUUUAAAAAAACCCCAAAAAACAAACCAGUGAUAGUUUUCUUUUCUUAAUACAGAUAAUUUCCUCUUGUUAAACUGAACUCACACAGUUCCCUAGAUUAUGCUGUAUAUUUCAUGACACUGUAAAAGACAUGAAAAAAUAGAUAAGAAUUAUCUUUAGUCUAGAGACUGAAGAAGAAAGGCAAUAUAAUAUACAUAAGUGAAGCAUUGUAAACAUUAAAGUCUAUAUGUUUGCAUUAAGAAUUAUUUACACAGAAUUCUUAGCUAUAAGGUCCACAGACUAUUAAUGCUGUAUUAGGACACUAUAAGGUAGUAGAGAUAUUUAUACCAUUUUACAAAUUCAAUAGAGACAUAUAUUCCACUAUUUUUUAAAUUCUUCAUUGAAUUGCUUUACUUUGAAGGAGAGAUACUAAUUUCAUAAAGUCCAUAAAGAGUAAGUUGCUGUACAUGAUAUUUUUAUCAGACCAUGUAUCACCAGUUACAGCUUGGAUAUUUUUACCAACAAAUUGCUUCAUAAAUCUAAGUGGAGAGAAACAAAACAAUCAAUCUUUAAACAGAUUUUGAGAGUGGGUGGGAUCAAUAACUCUCUGGGAAGUAUUUCUCUUUUCCCACUGACUACAAAGUGAGUUGAGGAUAUGAAUUUAGACUAGACAGAAAACUUCUAGGCUGACCAAAGUCAAGCAAAUCACUUCUUCCAUUUCUUUCAUUGCUAAUUCAUUUCUCUGCCAAGCACUGUAACUGCGUUUUCCACCAGUUGUCUUUGUAAUAUCUAGCUGAGGACAGAUCAGAAUUCUUUAUUACACAUAUGAAAAAAAUUCUCACUAAAUAAUGCAACAAAUAAAACAAUUAAAAAUGACAAUGUGUGAAUGAUUGGACCAAGAGUGCUCCCUUCUGAGGGAAAUGUCACUGGCCUCAGUUGCAUGACUCUCUCCUUUCAAUUUUCCUCUCUUUGGACUUGUAAACAUUAUGUUCUUUGCUGUGUGGUAGAUGUGCUUCAACAAACCGAACACUUACAUUACACUUAGCCAGGCAUAUAGAAUAGCCUAAUAAGAGAGCAUGGUCUCCUGAUAGGCAGUGAGUUGUACCAGACCUCUGUGGAUGAAGAGGACCUAAUACACUAUAGGUCUGUGUGGCAGGUGAGUCCUGCGCUGAGUAACAUGUCAAACUGUUGCUCCUACCUCCUCCUGAUUAGCUAAUAAAUCUCAGCCAUGGAUCUGGGGCUUUUCUGUAUACUGGCACACCUGUGUCAGGUAUCUGUGCAGACAGCAUCUUCUGACUCCUGUUUUUUAGGCACCUUGACUACAGGCAGUUACAAGUUCA
Molecule: messenger RNA, 4925 nt
Organism: Athene cunicularia (burrowing owl)
Lineage: Eukaryota; Metazoa; Chordata; Aves; Strigiformes; Strigidae
Gene: RANBP3L
Product: RAN binding protein 3 like
Exons: 14
Coding region: 1-1677 (558 amino acids)
Biological process (GO): protein export from nucleus
Cellular component (GO): cytoplasm; nuclear pore
Molecular function (GO): GTPase activator activity
Source: RefSeq, a predicted model, not a curated record